GGGGAGAUGGCCGGCGCGCCGCCGGGGAGGCCGCGGCCGUCGUCGGCGGGGAGGCCGCGGGGCGCGCCGCAGGACUGGGAGCCCCCGAGCCUCCCGCCCUUCCACGGCUGCCAGGUGAGCAGCGCGCCGCGGGCGCUGCGGUCCCGCGACGACUCCACGCUGUGCGGAUCGCGGCCCAUGAGCGCCAGCAGCCGCACCGGCGUCGUGGACGCCACGGCCGUCGGCCGCCAUGGCCUCCUGGACGCCUCGCGCGGCGCAGAGCCCUCCAAGCCGCCCUGGCAGCCGCCGAGCCCGCGCCGGCCCACCAGUGCACAGCAGGGCCCAGGCUUCCUGGGAGGCCCAGUGCCGCUGACGUACCGCGGCAAGACGCGACAAGCUGCGGCGCACGGCGCGAUCAUGGCCCAGAAAGAGGCCAAGCGCGCGGCGCUCGAGGAGGAGCUCUGGGAGCCCCCGCUCGCGCCGGUGCCCGUGGCCCUGGCGACGCCCCUGGAGAGGAGGAUGGCGGACGUCCUCCAGAUCUCUGGCGGCGACGUCCCCAGGCUCCCGCACUGCGUGCAGGCGUGCCAGCAAG
Messenger RNA from Prorocentrum cordatum, 571 nucleotides. The record is from the annotation of a GenBank genome assembly. Lineage: Eukaryota; Dinophyceae; Prorocentrales; Prorocentraceae.